Sceloporus undulatus (fence lizard) is the source of this 4673-nucleotide messenger RNA. It is a transcript of the gene SLC1A7, whose product is annotated as solute carrier family 1 member 7. The coding region runs from base 989 to 2689 and encodes 566 amino acids. Gene Ontology annotation, cellular component: plasma membrane. Gene Ontology annotation, molecular function: glutamate:sodium symporter activity; L-glutamate transmembrane transporter activity; neutral L-amino acid transmembrane transporter activity. Lineage: Eukaryota; Metazoa; Chordata; Lepidosauria; Squamata; Phrynosomatidae. The record is from RefSeq and is a predicted model, not a curated record. The transcript has 11 exons. Gene Ontology annotation, biological process: L-glutamate transmembrane transport.
ACCAAAGGCCCACUGUAUUAAUAAUUAACAUGUAGAAUACUGAGACAAAUACACAGAAAGGAAAGUCAUUCUUAUGGCUGAUAUUUCUUGUAAAUUCUUCCCUUAUCUUGAAUGAAGAAGGACAUUAAAAAGAGAGAGAGAGAGAGAGAGAAUGUUUAAUAGCAAAUGCCAAUUAUCAGUAGCCCUUCUGUCUUUAACAUGUUUUAAGUCAUGCAUUUACAGGUGUGUGUAUGUGCUUUCAAGUCGCUUGGCAAGUUAUGGAACCUCAUUAAGUUCAUGGGGUUUUCUUAGGAAAGGAAUGCUCAGAGAUGGUUUUGCCAACUCCUUCCUCUGAAAUAUAGUCUAUAGCACCUGUAUUUGUUGGCAGUCUCCCAUCCAAGUACUAAUUAGGGCUGACCCUGCUUAACUUUUAAGAUCAGACAAUACAUCUGCACAUUUUCUUUUCACCCCAACAGUAACAGUGAAAAGUAAGCCUGCUUAAAGUUCAGUCUUUCACCUACCUUGCCCUCUUGUGAUAACAGUGUUACUUACCAGGCUGUGAAUGACUGCAUGGGAAACGCAAUUUCUCCUUAGCCAUUUCUCUUCUCUUCUUAUUCUUUGACUUAAUGAACUCAGUGUUUGUAAGAGUUGAAGAAUGUGCAAUGAUAUUCAUUUGUUUCUCAUAUUGGGUGUUCCUUUGCUUUGAGAUCACUCUUGUUUCAAAAAUACUACUUUGCUCUGUUCUAAUUUUCCAGAGUCCCUAAUCUUCUUCCAGGUUCUUAUUGAUGUAGUCACUAAUAGGAUUGUUGGCAUUAAUUUGGAAAUAAUGCCAGCUACAUGCUUGGUGGCUAUUGGCAGAAGAGGUGACCUUGCAGGUCAGCUAAGUGGUACUAGAAAUGCUUUGAUCUAAUCUAUACCAGUAGAGAGACAGCUAUUCUAACAAGAGCGGCUGGCGAGGUCUCUCUCUCUAUGGGAUGCUGAUUCUCUUCCAGAGAGCACUGAGGACAGCAUGGCAGUGGGUUUCGAUGCAAUGCUGGCUCGGGUCAAGGAUGUGUGUAAAAGAAAUGGUUUACUCAUUCUCUCAGUGCUAUCUGUCAUAGUGGGAUGCCUCCUUGGAUUCUUCCUCAGGACUAGGCGCCUCUCUCAACAGGAAAUUAAUUAUUUCCAGUUUCCUGGAGAGCUGUUGAUGAGAAUGCUGAAAAUGCUGAUUCUACCUCUGGUUGUUUCAAGCUUAAUGUCUGGACUAGCAGCUCUUGAUGCAAAGACAUCUAGUCGAUUAGGUAUCAUAACAGUCACUUACUAUCUUUGGACCACUUUUGUGGCUGUUGUCGUGGGCAUCGUUAUGGUCUCCAUUAUCCAUCCUGGUGGGGCAGCUCAGAAGGAGAACACCGAGGAAAGUGGGAAGCCAAUCAUGAGCUCUGCAGAUGCAUUACUGGACUUAAUUCGGAAUAUGUUCCCUGCCAACCUUGUUGAAGCCACUUUUAAACAGUACCGAACCAAAAGCACCCCAAUUGUCAAAGCUGACAAGGCAGCAUCUGAAAGCAGCACUCGUCGAAUAAUAAUCUAUGGGGUCCAAGAUGAAAAUGGAUCUAACAUCCAGAAUUUUGCUUUGGAUAUCACACCACCACCAGAAGUGAUUUACAAAUCAGAGCCAGGCACCAGUGAUGGCAUGAACGUGUUGGGCAUCGUAAUAUUCUCUGCCACCAUGGGAAUAAUGCUGGGCAGGAUGGGCAACAAUGGAGUUCCCUUGGUCAGUUUUUGCCAGUGCUUAAAUGAAUCUGUUAUGAAGAUAGUGGCUGUUUCUGUAUGGUAUUUUCCAUUUGGAAUAGUGUUCCUAAUUGCUGGCAAGAUCUUGGAAAUGGAUGAUCCAUCAGCUAUUGGAAAGAAGCUAGGCUUUUAUGCCAUUACUGUUGUGUGCGGCCUGGUGGUCCAUGGACUUUUUAUCCUGCCAAUGAUGUACUUUUUCAUCACCAAGAAGAAUCCCAUUGUCUUCAUCAGAGGAAUUCUUCAAGCCUUGCUUAUUGCUUUGGCCACAUCAUCCAGCUCUGCCACUUUGCCUAUAACCUUCAAGUGCUUGUUAGAGAAUAACCACGUGGACAGGAGGAUUGCCAGAUUUGUACUCCCCGUAGGGGCCACAAUCAAUAUGGAUGGGACUGCCCUUUAUGAAGCAGUAGCUGCCAUUUUCAUUGCUCAAGUGAAUAAUUAUGAAUUGGACUUUGGACAGAUCAUCACCAUAAGUAUCACAGCAACAGCUGCCAGCAUAGGUGCAGCUGGGAUCCCACAAGCUGGCCUUGUGACCAUGGUCAUCGUUCUGACAUCAGUGGGGCUGCCUACAGAUGACAUAACCCUAAUAAUUGCUGUUGACUGGGCAUUAGACAGAUUUCGCACCAUGAUCAAUGUCCUAGGGGAUGCUCUUGCUGCUGGAAUAAUGGCACAUAUCUGCAGAAAAGAUUUCACCAAAGAUGGAUCUGAGGUGCCUUUGAUUUGUGAAACAAAACCCAUUAGCAUCCACCAGAUCAUGGCUUACCAGCGAAAUGGCUGUGUGAAAACCAUGAAUGAGCCACAUGGACCUGAGUCAUCGAACACAUUACAACAUCACAUACCCAUUCAAGUGGAGGAAGAAGAAAAUCCCAUAGAAACUCAUACAGAGAAAUGCGGCAGUAAAGACCACUGUACAAUUGAAAUCAAUGAACUGGAAACCAAUGUGUAGCUGUUGCUUCUUAUGGUUUCUGAAACCUAAUGACUACCUCGUAGCUGGAGUUGGAGGACAAUUCAAGUUGCCUUGAAUAGGAAAGCAUGGAAUGACUGUCAUGUGCAGACUGGGGCUGUGAAGCCAGCUGUGAACAUCUGUGAAGACAAAAACUUAACAAGAUGUGGCUUUUUCAAUAGGUUCAUAUUGGUUUUUUUAAAAGGAGGGGAUCACUGGAUAACUGUGGUUUUCUUGGGACAAACUGAUGUAAUUCCAUCUGCAAUGCACUUCAAAAAUCCCUGCCCCCUUUUAAUGAUUUCUUCAAGGUAACAUUCUUUUCAUCCUACUGGUCAGGAAGAUAACCCCUCAGUAUUCAGCAAUGUUGAAUUUGACUCACCAUGCUUAGUAACAAAAUGAACAUGUCAUAAUUGUACCGACAUUUUAACUUGAAGCAUUUUAACCUCAGUGGAAAUGACUAAAUACUGCUUAGUUCCCAACUAGAGUAGAUCUAUUGAACUAAAUUAUAUUCAUAUUAGUGUUACACUAACAAAAUGCAUUUAUUUCAAUGAGUCUGCUAUAGUUUGAUUUAUCUCCAUUUUUUUCACCCAACUACAGUUAUGGUUCAUCCAGAAUAGAUUGUGGUUAGUGUUAAAUGUAGCUUGUUGAAAUAGACCACCAUUGCUAAUGAUCCUGGCUUGUUUCAAUAAAUAUAGUUAACACUAAUUAUAGCUUCUCAGUUGGACAGAACGACUAACAGUGGUUGUUCUCAACUAGAAGCAGAUGCUUACAAUCUGUUCCCUGGAGCUGUUCCAAAGGAGGAAGUGGGAAUAGGUAGUGCACUGUAGUGUAAGAAACAGAAGCUGUGGUUCACUGUUGCGUAUGAUUCAGCCAAAGUUGCCAUGUAACAAAUUACUCUUGGUUGCAAUAUCAUUCUUCAUAUUAGCCAUUAUUCUACUUAAAUAUUAUGUGUAACCAAAAUAAUAAUUGCAUAUCUUAUUGAGUAUCUCUGCCGUAAUUAUUGAUCAAACAUAAAAAGAGUUGUGCAUAUUAGAAAUUCUCAAAACACGUUCAUUUUUUUAAAAAUGUUGCAACCAACAGUAUUUGUUACCUGGUUAGCUUUAUUUUUUUAUAUUAUAUGGUUCUGAAUAUUUUGUCACUUUUGCUGUCCUUUCUGAGCUAAUGAGUUCUGUUUAAGGAGUUACUUAUUUGAAGGAAGUCUCAUUUUUUUAGAUUUUCAAGUGAAUAUUAAGCCACAGUCUACAAAUAUCCCAUCACGUCUGCCUUCCAAGUGCCAGAUACAUGCUUCUUUUUUAUCCUUCCUUCCUUCCAAAUUCUAGCAUUAUAACAGUCUAGACAAAAAGAACCUAAACAUAUGUGAACAUGGUGCUAAAGAAGAGUACAUGACGUUCUCUCAUUUGUAUAGACUGUAUAUAUUAUGUUAUUUAUUUGUCCCAAUAUUUUCAUUAAUAUAGACUUUGGGACCAGACUAAAUAUAGGCUGGAAACCAUGUAUAUGACUAUGUUACAACUUCACUUUAAUGUUUUCCUCCAUUCCAUCCUGAGGUUCUAAUCAUUUUCCUCUUUAAACUUGUGUCUUUGAAUUAAAAUUGUAUUUUUAUCCCCCUCAUACAUACUUGAUCACUUUAUACCCUGGCUGGAUUUUCUUCAGGUCCUGUCCAACUGUCCAGGCCCACAUCCCUGUGGUUUUAAUAAGGGGAUGGAAUCCAUUUGAAGUUGGAGCAGUGUACGGGAAGAGAGAAACAGGACACAGUGCUUCAGCUGAUGAACAGUGCAAUUCACAAUCUGUUAGGUGGAAAGUUAAGAGUCCAGGACAUCUUUAUCUUGAACACCUAUGCUGAGAUCCAACAUAAUGUAAAAUUUUGGACCGAGACUGUACACUCUACCAUCCCAAGGGUUGCUGUGAUUAUAAAUAAAAUGGGGGAUGAGAAUGGUAUGUGCCAUACCAACCUUACUGGAAGAAAGGCACAAUAAAAAUAUAAUAAGUA